UGCCUCACCACUCCAAAGCAACAGACGUGUGCGCCAGCCAGCCAACAAAAGUUAGCAUUGAAAGCAUUCAGCAAAGAAAUAAAACAACUCUUGCUAAUUCCAAUUCCUAAUCACGAGUGAGAGAAAGAGAGAGAGUGUGUGAUUGUCUUUAGUCAAUGAAUAAAAUGUAUCCAGUUGCUGCCGCUGCACAAAUGCUGCGCCUGCGCAGCGUUGCCAACGCAUUUGGAGGUGCAACCGUUCGCAGCAUAACAACGAAUCGGCGUCAGCACAACACGGCGAACGCUGAGCGUGCUCAAAGCAUCAAUGACAGAGACAAGUUUCUGCAUUACAACGCCGACGAUGGCUUUUACAAAACAUCGCCCUACGAUUCCAUCCAAGUGCCGAAUUUGCCACUGCACGAGUACGUCUGGCGCGACUUCAAGAAGUGGGAGAACAACACGGCAGCGGUGUGCGUCAUAACGGACCGUCAAUAUACGUUCGCCCAGAUGCGAGAUGCGAGUGCCGCGUUUGCUGUCCGUCUGCAGACCAAGUUCAAGAUGUUCAAGCCCGACGUUCUGGCCGUUUGCCUGCCAAAUAUGCCAGAGUAUCCGAUUGCAGCCCUGGGUGCCAUCGAGGCUGGUCUGACAGUGACCACAAUCAAUCCCAUCUAUACGCCAGAUGAGAUUGCGCGCCAGCUGACAUUCAGCAAUGCCAAGUUCUUGGUGGGCAGUGCCCAGCGGUAUCAGACGCUGCUUGAGGCAUGCAACUUGGCCGGCAAGCAGAUGCCCAUCGCUGUGGUGCGCAGCACAAUGGAUGAGGCACUGCCGGCGGGUGCCAUUGAUUUCUUCGAGGUGAUGAGCACCGAGAAUGUGCGUUACGAUGAGCUACGCACGCCCAAGGAUACCACCGCCGAUGAUAUGGUCUUUCUGCCCUUCUCAUCGGGCACGACGGGUCUGCCCAAGGGCGUUGUUCUCACCCACAACAAUGUGAGCUCUAACUGUGAACAGAUUCAGGAAGCGUUGCCCAUCAAUUCGCUGGAUCGCCAGGAUACGCUGCCAGCGGUUCUGCCCUUCUUUCACAUCUACGGUCUCACCGUCAUCAUGCUGUCCAAACUGGGACAGGGCGCCCGCAUCGCGACGAUGCCAGCGUUCAAGCCCGAUGAUUUUAUCAAGUCCCUGGAUACGUACAAUGGCAGUGUUCUCAAUCUGGUGCCUCCCAUCGCACUAUUUAUGAUCAACCAUCCGAAGCUGACGCAGGAAACGGCGAAAUCGCUGCGCGUCGUCAUGUCCGGCGCUGCACCAAUUGGCCAGCAUGACGUCGAACGCUUCCUAAAGAAAUUCCCCAACGUGCGUUUCAUGCAGGGCUACGGCAUGACGGAGGCAUCACCGGUUGUGUUGAUGACGCCCAUUGGCAACACACGUUUGGCGUCUACGGGCGUAUUGCCGGGCAGCACCGAGGCGAAAAUUGUGCCAAUCGAUGCUACCGAUAGAAAGGGAGUGGGUGCUCGCACCACCGGCGAGCUGUGCGUGCGGGGGCCCCAGGUGAUGUCCGGCUAUCUCAACAAUAAGGAGGCCAACGAUGUUACCUUCUAUCCGGGCAACUGGCUGCGUACCGGCGAUGUGGCGUUCUUCGAUGAGGAUGGCUACUUUUACAUAACGGAUCGCAUGAAGGAGCUGAUCAAGGUCAAGGGCUUCCAAGUGCCGCCCGCUGAGCUAGAGGCUGUGCUGCGCGAUCAUCCCAAGAUCCUUGAGGCGGCCGUCUUUGGCAUUCCACAUGAGCUGAACGGCGAGGCGCCGCGCGCCAUUGUCGUCCUGCGCGAGAACGAGACGGCAACGGCCGAAGAGAUUGCCGAAUAUGUGGCCGAGCGUGUGGCGCACUACAAGAAGCUCGAAGGCGGCGUCAUCUUUGUCGAUGAGGUGCCCAAGAAUCCGACAGGCAAAAUUCUGCGCAAGGAUCUCAAAGAGAAGUAUUCGGACUGAGACAGCCAAAACUUUCCCCACCCAAAAAAAAAGAAAAAGAAAAGAACAAAAACUUGUCUUUAAUCAAUAAUUAUACACGUAAUUCCGGAUAUACUUUUUUUCAUCUUUAAAUUGUAAUUUUUUUUUUUUUUUUUUGUGUAAAUUCUAACUAGCUCUUUGCGGGCCUUGUGAGCAUUGCAUUUAGACGAGUGGCCCUCCGGAUGGCUACUACAAUAGCGAUUAGCGAUUAGCGAGUAGAGAGUAGCGAGUAGCGAAUAGUCUUAGGCAUUAUAGUCACUGGAUUGGUCCAUAGUUUGUAAGUUUUUAAGUGUCGUAGGCAUAUUUAGACUCGUGGCUUAGUUUUGUGUGCACAGCAUCCAAGAUGUGUGUGUGUGUGUGUGUGUGUGUAUGCCCAACUUGCAGCAGAAUAUACAAAGAUAGUCGUUGCAUGGGCAUACACAUACACACAUACAUAUAUUA
Molecule: messenger RNA, 2417 nt
Organism: Drosophila grimshawi
Lineage: Eukaryota; Metazoa; Arthropoda; Insecta; Diptera; Drosophilidae
Gene: pdgy
Product: 4-coumarate--CoA ligase 3
Exons: 5
Coding region: 156-1958 (600 amino acids)
Biological process (GO): long-chain fatty acid metabolic process; fatty-acyl-CoA biosynthetic process
Cellular component (GO): mitochondrion
Molecular function (GO): long-chain fatty acid-CoA ligase activity
Source: RefSeq, a predicted model, not a curated record